This is a messenger RNA of Patella vulgata (common limpet), 7996 nucleotides long. RefSeq lists its product as uncharacterized. Lineage: Eukaryota; Metazoa; Mollusca; Gastropoda; Patellidae. The record is from RefSeq and is a predicted model, not a curated record. The transcript has 4 exons. The coding region runs from base 373 to 1440 and encodes 355 amino acids.
AUACGCGCGAAGUGAUAGAGUGAUAGCUCGUGACUACAAUUGCAACGUGUAUAUCGUUUAUAACAGCUAUCGCAAUCUGAUAUUUCAUUUCUAUAAAACAUUUUGGAAAUUCUCGAAAGGGACAGACGGGAGUUGAACUAUCACGUGUGAUAUGGAGUGGAUGCAUGUUCAGGCACGUUCUAUUAUUAACGUUGACGAUUGGAUAGUUUUACUUGUGAACUGAUUACGUCAUGUUUCCAAACACAGAACUACUAUAGGACUACGAGGACAUUCCAAUGUGCUACAAAAUAGCUCUAAAUUGGUGCUAAUAAGACGUUUUUAAGCGAAAAGAUUAUUUGUGACUUUAAAGUAAAUUUGUGAAUAGUGUGUGCGAUGGAUACAAAUACAAGUGAAGAGAAAAUACGUAAAGAAAGUUCAGGACACGCCCAAUCAUGUUUGACGCCAGGAGAUAAAAAGGGGAAUUCCCCUGCACGUGACGUCCCGAAAUCUACAGCGAGCAUACCCCGAUUCAGUGGAAUACCCGUGGACAGAAAUUCUCCUCUAGCCGGAGGAAAACGUGACUCUGGAUAUAUAACAGAUAAUUCCCCAGCCCCUUUCUCUCAUCACGCGCAUUUUACAUUUGACGAAGAAGACAGUCAAAUUCAAGAGGGGGCUGUUGGGGGUCGAACCCGCUCCGUAUCAUCUAACGAUAUACAACGUGACGAGUUAGAAAAUUCUGAACUUUUAUUUAUGGAAGAUGACGAAGAGGGAGACGAUUCUCCCUUUAUGGACGAGGUUGAUGGAUUGAGGGACGAUAUGAAUGAAGAGAACGAACGUGAUAGUGAGACAGUGCGGAGAAAUGAAGUAUUAUUAAACAGACAAUCAUCAUUACCUAUGGCUGUGCCUCUUUCACCGCCAAUAGCUAAUAUAGCUUAUAUGAAUGGAGUACCGUCACCGUUUUUAUUGCCAGCUGUAGGAACAAAUGAUAGACGAUUUAACAGAACAGUUGCUACCCAAACACCGCACAUCUUAUCACAAAUGGUGCAUCAUGUUUUAACGGAUCCAGUUAUGACAUUACGAGUCCGAGGUACAGGAACAGCGGUCAGUACAUUACGUCAUUAUUCAGAUAGUGAAGACGUCAGAGAUUUAUCGCAUCCACAAGGUCCAUUACCAGAUAUUAUCCCCCAUCUCCCACGGGACCGCUCUAUAUCCCUCCCUGAUAUGCAGACAUUGAGAAAUCAGCGAGAGUUAGAAGUUGGAAGGGAAUUAAGAAGAUUGAGUGAUGAAUUCAAUCAGAACUAUAGCCACAGAAGACGUCGAUCGAAUUCAGUGUUUGAAAUGGUGCCAUCAAAUUCCUUCCCAGGUGCCCAUAGGAACUAUUUUUCGGGAUUCGUCGACACUUUUCGAAGUAUGUUCCUACGGUCGCCGAGUCCUCUAGACGAACGCGAUGAUCCCAGUUGAAACGAUCAUUAUUCCGACCCCCAGGGGCUAGACAAACCCUAGGGACGACUCAUACUACCAACUCAACAAGUACGAUAACUCUCAAGUUAUUUUACAACUUGGCAGUCCAGUGCGCCCCCUGAGGAGAUAACUCCCAGGCCUCGCUGGUCGGGUAGACGAUUCAACAAGGAUUCCAUCAUACCACCUAAAUGAAUUUCAACAUUUAAUCCAGAGGUGCUAUGCAAAGAAUUAAAUGAAAAUAUUUUUGCAAAUUGUUUACAUAAUUUUGAAGUGAAUUACAUUUGAUAACAAUGUUUCAUGAUUCAUGCAUUGAGAUUUGAAUUUGUUAGUAUUUGCUCUAUUACUACUAGUUUAUGUUUUUUGCUCAAUAAAAGCAAAUUUUGUAUUAGCCAUAAACGAUCUCGUAUAUUUGUAAAUAUUCCUAUAUCCCUGAAUAACUGUAAGGUACAUUGCUAAGAAAUAAGACAACGGGGUAAUUAUAAGAACACAUAAUACCCAUUCAUUGGAUACGUAUGUGUCUAGUCAAAUUUAAUAACUAUUGGAAUUAUCUAAUAAGAUUCAAACUGUAACGUAUAAGUUCAUUAUGUUUAAUUGUAAUAUUUUCUAUUCAUCCCAGAGAAAACUCUUAUAAUACCAUUAUGUAUUCUUUUUUGACACCUGAUAGAAUUACAAAUUGUUUGAAAGAGCCAACUUUAAAGAAAUAUUACGUUAUUAUCUUUGUUUUGAAUAAUUAAGUGCUCGUAAACAAUGUGUAUGCGGUGGUCCUUAUAUUCUCAGUUAUGAUUAAGUUUCGUUUUAUUAAGUGAAACAACAAAAAGCGAAACGAAAUACGAUUUAUUUUUAUUUAUGAAUUGUGUGUCAAAUAACACAUAAUCUUAUAGUAUGUUCAGUUCACAUCAUACGUUUAUAAGGCACAUCGAUAUGUCUCAAAUGAUUAAAAUACAGAGUUCAGUUUGCCCAGAAUUUUAAAUCAAAUAAAAGGAGGAAAAGCACGUCACCAUUUUACAUAUUGCUCAAAAAGUCAGCACUGAGGUUAUCUGACUCUAAAUAUGUAACAACUAACAACGAAUAUGAUCCGAGAAGGGCGUAUCAUCCAACCAUACGAAGCCUUAAAUAGAUUAAAUGGCAUGCAAAAUUAAAAAUUAUCAAAUGGCAGUUACCCCAUAUAAAACGUAUAUGGUGGAAUCUAAUUAUGCAAAACGAACAUGCAUCUAUAUGUCGAAAACCUCUUUCCCUAAUCGAUCUCGUUUCGGUCUUUUUGAAAUCAAAUUAAAUUCAUCAUGGCCGAUUAUUGUGAUCUCACGAAGACGCCGGAGAGACGAAAUUCUGUCACAAAAUGGCGGAAUGAUAAAUCAUUGUUAUUAAGCCAGUUAUUGGUGUUAUAUGUAGACCUUUAAAUUUUGCGACAUAUUUUCGCGAAGACAUAAAUUUAAAAUGGCUGACAAUGUGAUCUCGUGUUUUUCGAGAAACACUUUCGUAAGAUCUCGCGAGACUUAAAAUAAUUCCUCCUAAGGCGAUGCAGAUCAAAUUUAGUAUAGAAUUGUAUCAGGUCAAUGUUAUUUAACUAGUAGCUUGAUCUCAAAAUAUUAAUUGGUGGAAUAUCGAACAGUCAAAUGUAAGCAAUAUCUAAUCGAUCUUCGACCGGAUUUGACGGAAUUUUGUAGAGUUAAAGUGGGUGUAAGCGACUAGUUUUGAAGCUUAUUAUUUAAAAACAAAGUAAAUAUGAAAACAGUGUAGUAUUUGUUUGUUUAUAGAAUAUUAUAUUUUAUUUUGUGUCAUCCAUAUCGUAAUCAUACAAUUGACAGUAUAUUAUUCAAUAUGCACCCAUAUAAUCACGAUUUGAUCCCUUCCCAUUCCAUCCCAUAUUUUAUGCCGAUGUUUAAACACGUUUAGUAUGCGAAAUAUUCGGUUUUAGUUUUGAAUCUCCGAAAGAGUUCUGGCAGAAUCGUGAAUAAAAUCGAAAGUAGACAUUUUAAUAAUCCUGAGAAUUGUUGAAAUCAGAUAUGUAUCCGAAUAAGAACAAAACAAUUUUUGAUCCAUAAACAAGUUUGCGCCUAUAAAGACGUUCAAACAUUGCAUUAGAAUUUUUCAGUCCCCUUUCACCUAUAUCCACCAAAAGUGUAAAUCAUUUGAUUUGAAAAGCAUUCCACUUUAUUUAGACGUUUGACAAUUAAUAUUCGUAGAUUUUGUUUGUUUGUUUGUUUUUUGUAUUUGAAAUAUCGAAUCGAUUGUUUAUUAUUUUGUUUCCAUAUGUUAUUGAUUAAAUCGCCCCAUGGAUUAUUGGUGCGAUAUUUAUUAGCUAACCGACCAUUGCUGAAACCUGAUUUUUUUGUCGGUUUGUGUAAUAAGUUUCAUUGGUUAUCUAAAAGAGUCAGUUAGAACUGUGUUCAGCAGAACUUUUGUUCGUUCUCACUUAUUUAACAUCAUAAUGUGGACACCUUGCUAAGUCUUAGAUGAAAAUAAAGAUUUCGCAUUACUAGUUAAUAACAGUUUUAUUAAACCACCAAGUUGUGUAUUGAACUUGAACUAGACUAAAAGCUAGUUUGUACAAACGAAAAUAGUAUCGCAACGACCUUAGUCUUACAGGUUGUCGCUUAAGCAGGUGCGUUUAUUAUUCAUUAUAAUAUAGUAAUUCUAAGUCAUGCAGUUCAUAUUACAGUAUUUAACUUUGUAGAACCAAGUGCCAAAAUAUAAAAACACCAAAUGUUUAUUAUAAACAACCAAACUUUAUCAUUUAAAAAUUAUACAUAUUUAUACAAAGAGAAAGACAUCUUUUUAAAAUAAAAAUAAAAAAUAAACAAAAACAACUAACUAAUUUCAAUAAAAAAAACCCUCUUCUUUCGUUUAUAGUUAUUCAUGACAUCAUCCUGGGCCCAUAUUAUUAAUAGAACAAAUGAAAUAAUCGACUGUAUUACGAAUGAUCAAAUGUUUAUUGAAAUCUAGUCACAAGUUGAUUCAAAUAAUAGUUAUUUAUUUAUUUAUAGUUUGUUUGUAAUUUUGUUUCUUUUUAUCCAUAUUUGGUAGUAUUUACCAAUUAAGGAAAUUAAGUUUUCUCAUGAUCUCAAUGGUUAAUGUUUACGUAUCACGUGAUAUAUUAAAGGAUAUGUUUUGUGUGGCUCUUAAGUCAAAGAGAGGCUCAUAUGAUGUUUGCAUUAUAAGUAUUUCUAAGUUUCCAUGGUAAUACAAAGUAUUAUUUUGUGAAAUUGUAUACGACGACAUUACAUUACUAAUUACUGUAAAAUUUAAACGGAAAGAAAACAAAUGUUUAAUUGACUAAUCUUUAUUUUGACUUGAAAAAUAAAGAAUUCAUGUAUGGUCAUUGAAAUAAAAUAAUUUGAAUCCAUGAUAAUACAUAUGUGAAAUACCCCUUAUUGGUAAAAUUGACUGUUAUUUGAAAUUUUGAUUUGUAAAUUUUCGUUUCACAUUAAUUGUAUAUGUAUUUUGAUAAUUCGUUUUCUUAAGCUCUAUUUACACGAACAGUCACAAUAGUAUCCACGUUAUAUUUUAAUAUAAUAUGAACUACCUUGCAAGGUUGACCAGAAGAUUGAAAAUCGUGUUGGUCAUAUAUCUCGAGAAAUAACUGGUCGUACAAAUGUCUGGUCGUGUAAGCAUGGCUUGAUUAUGGAUUAUGUUGCUAUAAAUAGAUAAUGUUACUAUAAAUAAAGAUGUAUUAAAUAAUUGUAAAUACGAAGUCUGAAUUGGUUGUGUUGAAAUAUUGGAUUUUUUACUGUUUAUAGAUACUUCUAAUAGAAUACAAUAUUACAGAGCAUCGUUUCUUGGAAACAGCCCAGCAUGCGUUUUUCUGGCAUAGAGUGUGCAUAGAACAGCUACGUAUUCAACCUUGAAUUGUCUACUCCAGCUACAAGUUGGCGCAUUUUGAUUGGAUUCGACGAGCGAUGAGCGCAUGAUAAUAUUUUUAAAUAUUAUUUUUAUUCUAGCGUCUAGUUGUCACUUUUAGUAAGAAAAUGGCGCUUGGCUGAUUUCUACGAAUCUGUUUUAAGCUGGAUAUUGUUUGACUAUUAUAAGUUUCUAUAAUUUUUACAAGUUUUCAUAAAAUUUAAAAAAAAAGAGUAUUUCACAAAAAUAUUUUUGUUAUUUGUAUAUACAUUGCCUUGUUGAUUAAUUAAUUGAUUAAUUGGUAUAUAAUAUAAUACGAUAUUGAGCAUUAGAAGUUAAAAGCGAGUUGCAAAUAAUAUGUUUUGACAUGGUUUAGUACUUGCUCGGGUCUGGCAAAUUUAUUGUCCCUCGCCUUUUGAAGAAAGCAGGGGACUUUCAAAAUGGGUCCGUCAGUAUGUUUGUCUGUCUGUCCUCUUAAAUAAGCAAUUUGAUUAGCCUAUACUUUGGGACACGAUAGUCUUUAUUUGUAAUACCUUGACCAUGUUCGACAAUGAGCAUCAGGUUAAGCAGAGUUGUAAACAAUGUGAUUGGUCGGGCACGAUAACUUUGAUUCUAAUGAUAAGCAUUUCUUCUUGAUUGAUCGAGACUUUGGAACACAAUAACUUUUCUUCUAAAUAAGGUAGAAUGUCCAAACUUGAUGUAGGUGUAUAAUAUGUGAAUGCCUUGACUAAAUAGGAGGAACGAUUUUAUUGACUGGGACUUUAAAGUACGAAAACUUUGGUUCUAAUUGGGUGAGAGCAAUGAAAUAUGGUAUAUCAAAUCUUUGCCUCAAUUCAUUACUGAGCAUUUUCUGCUUCGACUGAAUUUGAUUGCCCAAUGCUUUACUAUACGAGAUUAAUAUGCAACUAGUUAAAAUGUGUUGUCAAUUCAUUUGGAGGGGGGGGGGGGGUGAGGGGGGCGACAUCUGCUUUUUGUUGGUAUGUUCGCUUGGUCUCAGUCCCACACUCACUGGCCAACGAUGUAACUUAUGUAGCAUGGACUACCGAGAGUGGUCUGCAAAUCGUAGAAACUGAUUUUAAUAUUACCCGUAUUUUAAACGAGUUAUAUUUUAGGUGAUGUACAAAUUGAGAUUUAUUUACAAGGAUAAUAAAAGAAAAAAGAUCCUUUCUUUUCAUUAACAUUGGACAUUAUAACUGACACCCUUCAAUACAUUUUUAUGCGAUAAAACUAAAACGAAUGAUUGAAAUAAACUGCAUGGGCUGCCAAAAUAAUUGAUACUUUGGAUUUGUAUGGAUAUUUGAAUUUUUAGAAAGAAUCAAAUUUGAUAGUCGCUUUUUUAUUGGAGAAUGUUAGGCAUGGCUAUUGAUAGUUUGGAAUUGUACGGAUAUUUGUAUAUUUAUGUAGAAUCAAAUCAAUAUUUUUUUUUUCUAAAUGGAGAAUGUUAGGUUAUGCGUCGGUUGAAUGACGGUUAUGCAUUGGAUGAGUUUAUUUUAUUUUUGAUAAAUUUUGACAGAAAAUCGCGUCCAUUUUAAUUUUUUUGGAAUUUAUGCAUUGAUAUUUUUUAUGUUCAUUUCUACUGAUUUACAAUUAAUAAUACGCAACAGAUUUGAAUGCAUUAUUGGAGAAUCUAAUAAUCACAUUAUUUUUCAUUUUCGAUAACUUUAUUACUUUCUUUUUUUUCUUUCUAUUUUUUUAUAUUAUUAUUAUGUUAUUUUUGUAGCACCAAACUGUCUCGACCAUCCGGUCAAAUGCUCAUAAUCGAUAUCCUAUCAACUGGAUGUUCGUGUCUAAAUUCAAAUCAAAUCGCACAUUGAUUGAUGACAUAGAUUAUCUAAUCCAUUUUAAAAUAUAUUUUCAGUUCGACUUAUUCAAAAUGUAUAUAAAUAACAUGUAUGCAGGAAAUGUGAAAACAUUGAAAUCAAUCAAACGUCUGUAUCAAAAAUCGUGUUUAUGAAUAUUAAGCUAAAUUGAACUGAAAAUUUCUGAUUUAGAGUCAAUUGGUUUAACUUAAUUGUACAUGAAGCGUUUUUUACGUAUUCUCAUGACGAAACAUUAUCAUUUCUCAUUGUCUACUUUCGCUGUCUCUUGUUAAUCUUGACAAUCGCCUUGAUUUAUUAAUGACAAAUUGUGACCAAAUUUGCAUCAACAUCUACCAACUAUGCAAACUUUUUGAAAUGUUUGAACUUUUUGUAAAAUAUAGAGCCAUUUUCUCGAUUUUUUAAACGAAUUUGGUUACUUUUGAAAUUUCGUGAAAAUGGCUCCUGGACAUUCAAGGCGAGCAUCAUUUAACGUUUUCUGAUCCUAAAUGUUAAUUAAAAUAAAUGCUCGGUAAAAGAGUGUGGAAUUUCGUUAUUUUGAAAAUUCCCACUGAAAUAUCUUUUGUGACAUUUUGCCUCGUUGUCAUGCAUGAUACCUUCAUCUACUCAUCAACAUGCUAGUUCCUGCUUAGUAUUAUUAUUCAUCAUUGCGCAUGUCAGAGCAUUAACUAUGUGAAAUAUUUCCAGAUAAUCGCAUAUCUUUGUAAUUCCGGUAAUAUUUUUGUACUUCCGGUCACGUGGUCCAGCCAAAUUAUAAAAAAAAUCCAGAUGUUCUCGAUCACGUGAUCGAAAUAUUCCAAAAAUGGUAGAUUUUGAAUAUUUUGCCUUCCCAACUUUUGUAUACCAAUAUUUUAAUGACUUGGCUUCUAUGUUUGUUAAAUAAAAAUAUAUAAUGCUAAAAA